CUGUAUUGUGUCAACAGCCAAAUGUUUCUACAAGACUAUCAAAGCUGGUUUUAUCCUCAUUUGUGAACUCAUUUAUCCAUUCACAAGAUUUUGCCGGGGUCUUCGACUGCGUCAGAUUGAUCUGAUGGCUGAUGGUGUUGCACACAGUUCGGCUACUCUUUCCAAAAUGGCAAAGAAGAUUAGAAAGGUGUGCACAACAUCUUUGAAAAGAAUGAAGUUGAGAAAGACAUUAAAAAUUGGUGGACAUUCAAACAAUCGAUUUGUGGUCAUUGAUGAGUCAAAAUUCAUCCAUAAACGAAAGUACAACCGUGGAAGAUUUGGGGGCACUUGGGCAAGGAAGGGCUGGGUGUUUGGAAUGCUGGAAGUGCACCGACAGACCAGAAGACCAAUUCUAAAGUUAGUGAAGACCCGCGCUCGAGCAACACUGAUCCCCAUCAUAGAGAAGCAUGUACGAUGCAACUCAAAUAUAUAUAGUGAUUCCUGGAGAGCUUAUGUGAAUGCACUCAAUCCAAGAGGUUACCGCCAUUUCCCAGUCAACCACCGGUACCAUUUUGUUGACCCUUUGACAGGGAGUCACACUCAACACAUUGAGCGAUUCUGGAGGACUGUUAAGGAACAAAUUUGGAGAGUGAGAGGAAACAGGAGUGAAAAGUUGUUAAAGACUCACUUGAAAGUGAUUGAGUGGACUUACUGGUUAGGGAAAAGGAAUGCAAAGGGUGUUUUUGCACAGAUGGUUCACGAUAUUGCAAAAACGUACAAGGUUUAAGUACACAGGGACUCAGAAAUGUGUGUGUUAUAUUCUCUGUUCUGUAUGCUUUGUUAAAUUAAAUAAACCGUACAUGUUGUUUGUUCCUAAA
Alosa alosa (allis shad) is the source of this 857-nucleotide messenger RNA. RefSeq lists its product as uncharacterized. Lineage: Eukaryota; Metazoa; Chordata; Actinopteri; Clupeiformes; Clupeidae. The transcript is spliced from 3 exons. Gene Ontology annotation, molecular function: nucleic acid binding. The record is from RefSeq and is a predicted model, not a curated record. The coding region runs from base 125 to 766 and encodes 213 amino acids.